Molecule: messenger RNA, 1230 nt
Organism: Gracilinanus agilis (Agile Gracile Mouse Opossum)
Lineage: Eukaryota; Metazoa; Chordata; Mammalia; Didelphimorphia; Didelphidae
Product: sulfotransferase 1A1-like
Exons: 8
Coding region: 130-1017 (295 amino acids)
Biological process (GO): sulfation
Cellular component (GO): cytoplasm
Molecular function (GO): sulfotransferase activity
Source: RefSeq, a predicted model, not a curated record
UUAGUCCCUUUCAUACUCCUACCCCACCCACAGAGAGUCUACAGAACCUAAUAAUCCAGAAGCAUUGGAUUUUUCUCUCCACACCCUGAUUUAACUACCAGCACAACUCCAGAUCCCGGAAAACUCAGUAUGGAGCUGAUCCAAGAUGCCACCCGGCCACCUCUGGUGUCUGUGAAGGGUUAUCCACUCAUCAAAUACUUUGCUGAAGCUCUUGAAUCGCUGAAGAAUUUUCAGGCCUGGCCGGAUGAUGUCCUCAUCAGUACCUACCCCAAGUCUGGAACAACCUGGGUGAGUGAGAUCUUAGAUAUGAUCUAUCAGAAGGGUGACGAGAAGAAAUGCCAAAGAGCCCCAAUCUUCAUUCGAGUGCCAUUUCUCGAAUUCAAGUGUCCAGGGGUGCCCUCAGGCAUGGAGUCUCUAAAGGAAACACCUGCACCACGUCUACUUAAGACACAUCUGCCUCUGGAACUGCUCCCCCAGACUUUGCUGGAUCAGAAAGUCAAGAUCAUCUAUGUGGCAAGAAAUGCCAAGGAUGUGGCAGCCUCCUAUUUCAAUUUCUAUAAGAUGGCAAAGGUGCACCCUGACCCCGGGACCUGGGAGGAAUUCCUGGAGAAAUUUAUGGCUGGGCAAGUAUCAUAUGGCUCCUGGUAUCAGCACGUAUCAGAAUGGUGGGAGUUGACCAAGCGGCACCCAGUUCUCUACCUCUUCUUUGAAGACAUGAAAAAGGAUCCCAAGAGGGAAAUUCAGAAGAUCACAGAGUUUCUGGGAAAACCACUACCAGAGGAUAUCCUAGAUCGAAUUAUCCAACAGACAUCUUUUAAGAAGAUGCGAGAGAACCCCAUGACCAACUAUACCACUAUCCCCGCUGAUAUCAUGGACCAAUCCAUCUCCCCUUUCAUGAGGAAAGGUGCUACUGGAGACUGGAAGAACAUUUUCACUGUAGCCCAAAAUGAGAGAUUUGAUGCCGACUAUGAAAAGAAGAUGGCUGGUUCAGACCUUCGCUUUCACACUGAGCUCUGAAGGGCAACAAGGAGAAGGGUCAUCAACUCAUACUUCCGCACUGGUCCCCAAUUUUUCCAGCCUUCUAAAUCUUUUUUUCAGCAUGCAAAACUAGCUUCCCUAUAUUCUAGUAGGAAAAAAAAAUCUGACCCACUCAGUAUUAUUCUGCCUAGAUAUUUUAGACUGAGACUAAAAAAAUAAAAUGAUUUACCCUAGAUCAUGGGGCACUCAAUA